GCUCCAGCAGUAGGCGCGCCGUGCAUGCCAGAGGAGAGCGCAAGGCAGGCGGGCGGGCGGGCAGGGCGCAGCCUCCUCUUCUCCGUCUCUCCUUCUGCUCUCUUGCCGCGCCAAUCCAUGAAAAUGCUCUGGAAACUGACGGAUAAUAUCAAGUAUGAGGAAUGCGAGGACCGCCACGAUGGCACCAGCAACGGAACCGCCCGGUUACCCCAGCUGGGGACUGUGGGCCAGUCCCCCUACACCAGCGCCCCUCCGCUCUCCCACACCCCCAACGCCGACUUCCAGCCCCCCUACUUCCCCCCGCCCUACCAGCCCAUUUACCCCCAGUCCCAAGACCCCUAUGCCCACGUCAACGACCCCUAUAGCCUGAACCCCCUGCACGCCCAGCCGCAGCCGCAACACCCCGGCUGGCCCGGGCAGCGCCAAAGCCAGGAGACGGGGCUUUUGCACACCCACCGGGGCCUCCCCCACCAACUCUCCGGCUUGGACCCGCGAAGGGAUUACCGGCGGCACGAAGACCUUUUGCAUGGACCUCACGGACUCAGCUCAGGGCUAGGAGACCUCCCCAUCCACUCGAUACCUCACGCCAUAGAAGACGUCCCGCACGUCGAAGACCCGGGCCUGAACAUCCCAGAUCAAACUGUAAUUAAGAAAGGUCCGGUCUCCCUGUCCAAGGCGAGCGUCAACGCGGUCUCGGCCCUGCCCCUCAACAAGGAGGCGCUCUUCGGCGGCGUGGUGAACCCCAACGAGGUCUUCUGCUCGGUGCCCGGCCGCCUCUCGCUGCUCAGCUCCACCUCCAAGUACAAGGUCACGGUGGCCGAAGUGCAGCGGCGCCUCUCCCCGCCCGAGUGCCUCAACGCCUCCCUGCUGGGCGGGGUCCUCCGGAGGGCGAAGUCAAAAAAUGGAGGGAGAUCUCUGCGAGAAAAACUGGACAAAAUAGGAUUAAAUUUGCCAGCCGGGAGACGUAAAGCUGCUAAUGUUACCCUACUGACAUCACUAGUAGAAGGAGAAGCAGUUCAUCUCGCCAGGGAUUUUGGUUACGUCUGUGAGACAGAAUUUCCUGCCAAAGCGGUAGCUGAAUUUCUCAACCGACAACAUUCCGAUCCAAACGAGCAAGUCACAAGAAAAAACAUGCUUCUAGCUACGAAACAGAUCUGCAAGGAGUUCACCGACCUGCUGGCUCAGGACCGCUCUCCGCUGGGCAACUCGCGCCCCUCGCCCAUCCUGGAGCCGGGCAUCCAGAGCUGCCUGACCCACUUCAACCUCAUCUCGCACGGCUUCGGCAGUCCGGCCGUCUGCGCCGCGGUCACCGCCCUGCAGAACUAUCUCACCGAGGCGCUCAAGGCCAUGGACAAAAUGUACCUCAGCAACAACCCCAACAGCCACACGGACAGCAGCGCCAAGGGCGGCGACAAAGAGGAGAAGCACCGGAAAUGAA
Molecule: messenger RNA, 1438 nt
Organism: Heteronotia binoei (common prickly gecko)
Lineage: Eukaryota; Metazoa; Chordata; Lepidosauria; Squamata; Gekkonidae
Gene: TFAP2A
Product: transcription factor AP-2 alpha
Exons: 7
Coding region: 25-1437 (470 amino acids)
Biological process (GO): regulation of cell population proliferation; regulation of transcription by RNA polymerase II; anatomical structure development
Cellular component (GO): nucleus
Molecular function (GO): RNA polymerase II transcription regulatory region sequence-specific DNA binding; DNA-binding transcription factor activity, RNA polymerase II-specific
Source: RefSeq, a predicted model, not a curated record